Rhincodon typus (whale shark) is the source of this 711-nucleotide messenger RNA. It is a transcript of the gene bsx, whose product is annotated as brain-specific homeobox. The record is from RefSeq and is a predicted model, not a curated record. Gene Ontology annotation, molecular function: DNA-binding transcription factor activity, RNA polymerase II-specific; DNA binding. NCBI's taxonomy places the organism in Eukaryota, Metazoa, Chordata, Chondrichthyes, Orectolobiformes, Rhincodontidae. The transcript is spliced from 3 exons. The coding region runs from base 1 to 711 and encodes 236 amino acids. Gene Ontology annotation, biological process: regulation of DNA-templated transcription.
AUGAAUCUGAAUUUCACAUCCCCGAUUCAACAAGUUUCUGCCCAACGGCCAACGUCUUUCUUCAUCGAAGACAUUUUACUGCACAAACCCAAGCCAUUGAGGGAAGCCCCUCCCGUCUCCUUCGCCAGUUCCUUGGCAUCCCGCGUCCCUUUACUAGAGUAUGGAUACCCUAUCGUGCCAACCCCGACCAUACUGGCACCUCAUCCUCAUCACCCACUACACAAACCGGAGCACCAUCACCCUUACUUUCUCACGUCGCCUGGUAUGCAUAUGCCAGCUCUUUUCCAACAUCCACCGGAGCUUCCAGGCAAACACUGCAGGCGGCGGAAAGCCAGGACCGUCUUCUCGGACUCACAACUCUCAGGCCUGGAGAAACGCUUCGAGAUUCAGCGUUACCUCUCAACCCCAGAGAGGGUGGAGCUGGCAUCGGCACUCAGUCUCUCGGAGACCCAGGUCAAAACGUGGUUUCAGAACCGACGGAUGAAACAUAAAAAACAGCUAAGAAAGACGCGGGAUGAUCACGGUCCGAAAAGCUCCCCCGCUGGGGAACGGUGUCUAGAGUCCAGCGUCAGUGAGGCGGUGUUAAGCCAGAAAAGUUCCUCAGACAUAAAGCCUUUAAGCAGCCAGAACGCCUUUCUGUUGGAGGACCGUGAAGAUGAUGUGGAUAUAAUAGAAGAUGAUGACAUUUGUUCUGCUGAUCAUAUAAUGUAA